AGAAGCACCUGUGCUCCCAGGAUAAGGGUGAGCACUCAGGAUGACUGUGGAGAAGGAGGCCCCUGAUGCGCACUUCACUGUGGACAAACAGAACAUCUCCCUCUGGCCCCGAGAGCCUCCUCCCAAGUCCGGUCCAUCUCUGGUCCCGGGGAAAACACCCACAGUCCGUGCUGCAUUAAUCUGCCUGACGCUGGUCCUGGUCGCCUCCGUCCUGCUGCAGGCCGUCCUUUAUCCCCGGUUUAUGGGCACCAUAUCAGAUGUAAAGACCAAUGUCCAGUUGCUGAAAGGUCGUGUGGACAACAUCAGCACCCUGGAUUCUGAAAUUAAAAAGAAUAGUGACGGCAUGGAGGCAGCUGGCGUUCAGAUCCAGAUGGUGAAUGAGAGCCUGGGUUAUGUGCGUUCUCAGUUCCUGAAGUUAAAAACCAGUGUGGAGAAGGCCAACGCACAGAUCCAGAUCUUAACAAGAAGUUGGGAAGAAGUCAGUACCUUAAAUGCCCAAAUCCCAGAGUUAAAAAGUGAUUUGGAGAAAGCCAGUGCUUUAAAUACAAAGAUCCGGGCACUCCAGGGCAGCUUGGAGAAUAUGAGCAAGUUGCUCAAACGACAAAAUGAUAUUCUACAGGUGGUUUCUCAAGGCUGGAAGUACUUCAAGGGGAACUUCUAUUACUUUUCUCUCAUUCCAAAGACCUGGUAUAGUGCCGAGCAGUUCUGUGUGUCCAGGAAUUCACACCUGACCUCGGUGACCUCAGAGAGUGAGCAGGAGUUUCUGUAUAAAACAGCGGGGGGACUCAUCUACUGGAUUGGCCUGACUAAAGCAGGGAUGGAAGGGGACUGGUCCUGGGUGGAUGACACGCCAUUCAACAAGGUCCAAAGUGUGAGGAUCCCAUCCAGAAUACCACGUUACAUUUAGCCAUCAUGUCUCCUUGGGAUCCUCUUGGCUGUGACAUUUUCUCAGUCUUUCCUUGUUUUUGAAGACUUUGACAGUUUUGAGGAGCCCACUGGUCAGGUACUUUGUAGAUUGUCCCUUAAAUGGAAUUUGUCUGGUGUUUUUCUCAUGAUUACAUUGGGGUACUGAGUUUCAGGAGGAAGACCAUGGAGAUAAAGGGCCAUUCUCAUCACAUCCUAUGAAGGGUACAUACCAUCAAUAGAAUUCAUUACUGUUGGCGUUGACCUUGAUCUCCAGGCUGGGGUAGUGUUUGCCAAGUUUAUUGACUCCAGAAUUACUCUUUUCUCCCUUUUCCUGUACUGAACUUUUUGGAAGGAAGUCACUAUAUGCAGUUCACACUGAAAGAGUAGGAAGUUACACUCUACUUUUCUCAGAAUGGGAUAUUUACAUAAAAUAUUUGGACAUUUUCUGCCCUAGAGACUUAUCUAUUUGUUUACUUACUCAGACAUUCAUUUAUGUCAGUAUGGACUCACAGAUAUUUCUCUUACACUUUGGGUUAUAAUCCAAUACUAUUUUAUUUGUUUUUUUGUUUUGUUUUUGCUCAAAUUGCUCUGGCUUUGGCCAUUGGGAGCUCCUUCAUUGGUUCCUGUGUCAUUUUGACAUACUUCCCUCAGUUUUUUUUUUUUUUUUUUUUUUUUGGUAACUAAGCAUCUCCUUACUUUCUGGUACUACAAGAUGCUCCAGGCUCAUCUUGAGUAUUUCCUGCCCCAGUUCUAGAGUCAGCCAUUUCUCUAAUGAGCCCUGGUUUCCUUUUUUUGGAGAAUGGUGUUAGAAAUCAAAACCUGGGGGCUGUGUGGCUGUUGCUAUUUGAACAUCAUUGCCUCUCCCAGCUGAGAGAGCUAAGUAAUAUUUGUGUGUACAUCUAAUUUUUUUUGAAAAGAUCAUUAUGCUUGCACCAUGGUGACAGGACUUGAGAGGGGGUAAGAGGAGAGGCAGGGAGAACAGUUAGGAGACGAACGGAAUAAAAGCCAGGUGGUUUGCAUUCAGGCCUGUAAAUGUGUUGAAUUGUUGUUGCUGUAUUUUGUAGGGUGUAAAAUCAGGACACUUUGUACUGCUGAAUACAAGUGCUCACAUCAUGUCAAGAAGCUGUCCCUACUAUUAAAUAAAAUGUCCUGGAUUAAAAAACAUAAA
Molecule: messenger RNA, 2074 nt
Organism: Homo sapiens (human)
Lineage: Eukaryota; Metazoa; Chordata; Mammalia; Primates; Hominidae
Gene: CD207
Product: CD207 molecule
Exons: 6
Coding region: 41-907 (288 amino acids)
Cellular component (GO): membrane
Molecular function (GO): carbohydrate binding
Source: RefSeq, a predicted model, not a curated record